This is a messenger RNA of Linum trigynum, 249 nucleotides long. NCBI's taxonomy places the organism in Eukaryota, Viridiplantae, Streptophyta, Magnoliopsida, Malpighiales, Linaceae. The record is from the annotation of a GenBank genome assembly.
AUGCGGCUCUCGACAAGGAUGCAGACCCUUCUGAUAGAGCUUGAGGGAUAUGCCACGGACGGGACCCUUCUGGAUUCGCUUCUUCAGGUGAGUGGAGAAGCCGGCGAUCUUUUUGCGAAGGCGCUUGGACCCAUUUUCGCCGCCGACGAGAGAGAGAGGAGAAGAGAGCUUAACCUAGCUGUGGAUUUUAGGGCGCCGGUGGGGAGAGUGAAGAGGAAACUGCUGCUGGGGAGGAGUCAAGACAUUUGA